This is a messenger RNA of Austrofundulus limnaeus, 2316 nucleotides long. RefSeq names its product myotubularin related protein 7a (gene mtmr7a). The coding region runs from base 129 to 2087 and encodes 652 amino acids. Gene Ontology annotation, biological process: phosphatidylinositol dephosphorylation. Gene Ontology annotation, molecular function: phosphatidylinositol-3-phosphate phosphatase activity; phosphatidylinositol-3,5-bisphosphate phosphatase activity. NCBI's taxonomy places the organism in Eukaryota, Metazoa, Chordata, Actinopteri, Cyprinodontiformes, Rivulidae. Gene Ontology annotation, cellular component: cytoplasm. The transcript has 14 exons. The record is from RefSeq and is a predicted model, not a curated record.
UGUCGAGCAGCGUUAAGGUGUUCGCUGUGAGCCCGCAGCAUGCACUGAGCCCAAAGACUGCACAUGUGCUGCUGUUCUGCCGCUAAGCACACUGCGCCACGCCGCUGUGGCAGGAAGCGCAGCUGCUGAUGGAGCACAUCCGACUACCAAAGGUGGAGAACGUCAAGCUGCUGGAUAAGGUGUCUCCCAGGAGGAGGAGCAGGGUGGGGGUCCUGUACCUGACAGCCACCCACAGCAUCUUUGUGGAGAGCGAGGUUGGGGGGCGCAACGAAACCUGGGUGCUUCACAGUUUGGUGUGCAGUGUGGAGAAACAGGCCUCCACUGAGUCAGGCUGUCCUCUGAUCGUUCGCUGUAAGAACUUCCAGGUUCUUCACUUCAGCAUUCCCAGAGAUCCAGACUGCCACGAUGUCUACCUGUCUCUGCAGCGUCUCUCCCAGCCAGAGCGUUAUGAGGAGCUGUACUGCUUCUCCUAUCAGCCGAACGCUGAAGAAGACGUCAGACGACAGGAAUGGGCCUUCUUCGACUUCAAGGCUGAUUACAGCAGGAUGGGGCUUCCCAACGCUCAGUGGAAACUGUCUCCCAUCAACCAAAACUACAAGGUGAGCAACUCUUACCCCUCCGACCUGUUUGUACCCGAGUCUGCUACUCCUCCAGUCAUCGUGGGCAGCUCCAAGUUCAGAAGCAGAGGCAGAUUUCCUGCCCUGUCAUACUACUGUAAAAAAAAUCACGCUGCCAUCUGCCGCAGCAGCCAGCCGCUGUCAGGUUUCAGUGCUCGCUGCCUGGAGGACGAGCAGAUGCUGGAGGCCAUCUUAAGGUCCAAUCCCCGCAGCGACUUCAUGUAUGUGGUGGACACCAGGCCUAAGCUGAACGCCAUUGCAAACCGAGCUGCAGGAAAAGGCUAUGAGAACGAAGACAACUACUCCAACAUCAAAUUCCAGUUUAUGAGCAUCGAGAACAUUCAUGUAAUGAGAAACAGCCAGCAGAAAAUGUUGGAAGUGUGCGAGCUGCGGUCCCCCUCCAUGUCCGACUUCCUGGAGGGUUUGGAGAGCUCAGGCUGGCUGAGGCACAUCAAAGCUAUUGUGGAUGCAGGCGUCUUCAUCGCCAAGGCCGUUGCAGAGGAAGGUGUGAGUGUCCUGGUUCAUUGUUCGGAUGGGUGGGAUCGGACUGCCCAGGUGUGUUCUGUGGCCUGUGUGCUGCUGGAUCCUUUCUACAGGACCCUCAAAGGACUCAUGGUGCUCAUCGAGAAGGACUGGGUUUCAUUUGGACACAAAUUCUCUUACAGAUGCAAUCACUUGAUUGGAGACCCCAAAGAGGCAUCCCCCAUCGUGGAUCAGUUCCUGGAGUGUGUGUGGCAGCUGAUGGAGCAGCUCCCCUGUGCCUUCCAAUACAACGAGAGGUUCCUCAUCGCCAUACACAGCCACAUCUACUCCUGCCAAUACGGCAACUUCAUCGGCAACAGCCAGCGGGAGAGGACAGAGCUGAGAGUGCAAGAGAGGACCCACUCCUUGUGGAGUUAUCUGUGGACAAACCGUGCUGACUUCACCAACCCACUGUACAGACCAGACCACAGCCAGACUCAAGGGCUCCUUAGACCCUCUACUUCCCCCUACUGUUUCAAGUUUUGGAAAGGGCUGUACAACCGCUUCGACCAUGGGAUGCAUCCUCGUCAAUCUGUGGUGGAUUACCUGAAGGCCAUCCAGGAGGAGACACAGCAGCUGGAGGAUCAGCUGGCCUCACACAAGCAGAAAAUCUCUCAGCUGGAGCAGGAGCAGAAGUGGGGUGUUACCUGGGCACCAGCGGCCUUCGAUAGGAGCCCUACAAUUUGGGCUCUGAGUACCGACCUGGCUCUGGUCAACACUCCCCAGGACUACACUGGGGGCUUCAUCACCAGCAGCCCCCACACACCCAAAGCUCCAGACCACAACCUGAUCUCCCCGCCACAGGAUUCGAACAAAACAGGCGACUCCAUCUUCUCCAACGGCAGCGACCAGGAGUCCGGAAUUGCUGACCUGAGCUGUCGCUCGCCUCUCAGUGAGGACAGUACCAAGGAUCCAGACUCCGAUGAGGCAGUGUACUCUACUGCCUGAGCUUACAGAUGCCCACUUUACUGAGCUGAAGCCCCCUCACGCUCUCACAAUGCUCAGAUUAAUCAAUUAAUAAGAAUAUCUCUCUGGUCACAGUUUGACUUAAACUUCAGUAAGAUGUCAUUUGGUGAAAAUAUUUGUUGCUUGGUGGUUUCAGAUUUCCACAAACUUGUAGCAGAACAAAAGUUUUCACACUUGAGAAUUCAGCUUUUAAAGAAAAACUAAACAUUUU